Cladocopium goreaui is the source of this 2130-nucleotide messenger RNA. The record is from the annotation of a GenBank genome assembly. NCBI's taxonomy places the organism in Eukaryota, Dinophyceae, Suessiales, Symbiodiniaceae.
AUGGCAAGCCCGUUGCUGACCCCGGAACUGGAGUACCGGGAUUACAAGAAAGAAGAUGACGAGUCUUGCAAAGCUUUGGAGAUGAGAGCAAUGCAAGGCUCGCGCUACCCCUGGCUCCAAAAGUUUACUCGAGUGUUUAUCCGGGCUGGAUUUGAGCAUUUCCUGACCUUCGAUGCCAAGCCACAGCAGUAUGAGGACCAUAUCAUAAGGGUAGCAGAGGAUCGGUCAAACGGUGGGCGCAUUGUUGGCGUUGGCUGUGCGGCCUUGAAGACUGCUAGAAUCCAUUCCAAGAUGAGCAAAGUGGCGUACAUCUUUGAUUUGCGAGUUGAUGAGGAGUACCAGGGCUGUGGAAUCGGCAAGGCUUUGACGGAGCAAAUUGAGGAAGGCUGUGCAGCCAAAGGUGCCAGCUUCCUCUAUUUGACUGUCAAUUCGGACAACACCAAAGCAAAGUCCCUCUAUGCCAAACGAGGCUUCGUGCACGCCAGCCACAGAAGUCCUGCACUUGCUCUUUUGGCCUUUCCUGACUUGGAGGACAGCGUGAACUCCGUGGAAGUUGUUGGCAAGGAGGCAGCUAUCAAGUUGACCAGCAGCUUCUACUCCUCUGCAGACUUGUUCUUGGAGAAGCUUGAUCAGCUAUUUGAUUCUCCGCUAUAUGAGGGUACCUUUGUUGCCCGCAAGGGCGACAGCAUUGCUGGUGUCAGUGCAUGGAACGGAAGCUCGCUGACUGGCUUCAAGAUUGAACGCAUUUUUCUGCCAAUUUCCUGGUGGAGGAGUCCGAUCUUCCAUGUUGUUCUUGUUGGCGCUGGAAUUUGGGCAGCCUGGAGAUGGGCUGUAGCUGUGCAGGCCACAGGGCGCUCAGCACUAGAAACACGGAGUGUAUUCACGAGCAUAUGGUUCCUAGCAAUGAUAGGAAUUACCUUUGCCGGAGCCGCCUUGCUUUUCAGAGCCUGGCCGGUCAUAAGUUUCAUUGGCAGCAAGGUGGGCUCUGACAAUACCAAGAUGAGACAUAGGCUGUUUGGACCUUUCGCUUUUGGACCCACGUCAGAUCAAGAAGAGCUGAUGCGGGCGGUGGUGAGUAGGGCCCAUAACGUGGCCCGAGAGGCAGGAUAUGCCAUGUCAAUUUGCAAUAUGGAUGCUCGGCAUCCACUGAGGCCAUUCUUCCCCAGCAACAAGUUCAGCACAAUCUUUAUGUACAAGCCAGUCGAAGGCAAAGAAUUGGAAAGCUUGCCUCCCUUGACAGCAGACAACUUCUUUGAUCCCAGACGCUGGGCUAAGCCAACACUGGACAAUGGCGAUGAUAAAGACGGUGCAAAGUCCAAGGACGACUCCAAAGCGGAAGACGGUACUGCCACCCCUGAUUGGUGGAGAUUAGAGAAGUCCAAACUUUUGGACAAGAAGGAGCAAUCCAAAAGAGAAAAAGCUCUCGAGGAGGAAAUGAAGCAGAUUGAAGCCAAGGAGGUGAUGAAAAAGGAGGAAAGAAAACGGAAGGCCCUGCUCGAAGCCGAGAAAAGAAAGGUUCAAGAGGCCUUCGAAAAGCGAAAGCGAGAGGCAGAGCAGCAGAAGCUCAAAGAAGAAGAAGAGUGGCGACAAAAGCUUAGAGAGCGAAGGGAAAGAGAGGCGAAGGAAGAAGAGGAGAAAGAGCGUGAGAGAGAAGCGAAAAGAGAAAAGAAGCGGCAAGAAAAAGAGAAAAAAAGGAAAAUUGAAGAGGCGGAGGAAUCCAAGAAGAGGCAAGCAAGAGAAGCCGAGGAGAAGAAAAAGAGGGAAGCUGAAGAGAAGGAGAAGGCCAAGCGAGAGGCAGCAGAAGCUGCAAAGGCGCAAGCCGAAUCCGCGCGGCUCCAAGCCGAAAUUAUGCGGCAGCUUCCAGCGCAAGGGCUCAUGGGUAUGGCUCAGGCAGCUCAGGCUGCAGCAUGGCAGCAACAAGCCCUGCCGUUGGCAAUGGCACAGGCAGCGCAGGCUGCCCAGGUGCAAGCAGCAGGUGCUUUUGGCUGCCAAGGCUGCCAGGGUUGCGAUGGAUGCUUCGGCUGCAAUGGCUGCAUGGGUGCUAUGCCCUGGGGGGCGCAGGCUGGUUCCUUUGGCGAGCCAAGUGCUGGUGCCUUUGGAGCAGGCAUGCCUUCGGCCUGGCCACAAUGA